This is a messenger RNA of Pterocles gutturalis (yellow-throated sandgrouse), 1080 nucleotides long. It is a transcript of the gene ELAC1, whose product is annotated as elaC ribonuclease Z 1. Gene Ontology annotation, cellular component: nucleus. Gene Ontology annotation, molecular function: 3'-tRNA processing endoribonuclease activity. Lineage: Eukaryota; Metazoa; Chordata; Aves; Pterocliformes; Pteroclidae. The record is from RefSeq and is a predicted model, not a curated record.
AUGUUGAUGGACAUAACUUUCCUCGGCACGGGCUCAGCGUAUCCCUCUCCAACAAGAGGAGCGUCGGCAUUAGUGCUUCGCAGGGAAGGAGAGUGCUGGCUCUUCGACUGCGGAGAAGGAACUCAAACACAGUUCAUGAAGAGCCAUCUCAAAGCAGGGAGAAUUACCAAGAUUUUCAUAACUCAUCUACACGGUGACCACUUUUUUGGACUUCCUGGCCUGCUGUGUACACUGAGCCUCCAAAGCAGCCCUGACCCAAAAAAACCACCCGUUGAUAUUUACGGACCAUUAGGACUGCGAAACUUUAUAUGGAGGAGUAUGGAGCUCUCCCACUCACAACCUUACACUGUUCAUGAACUGGUGCCUACACGAGACCAGUGCCCCGCAGAAGAAUUUAAGGACUUUUCCUACUUGGACAGAGAUGAGGUGUCUCCCCAGGGAGCACAAGGGAGAAUACUUCACCUGGACCCAGUAGAAAACUCUUACUUGCUGCUUGAGGAUGAGCAGCUGGUUCUGAAAGCGUUUCGCCUAUUUCACCGCAUUCCUUCCUUUGGCUUUGUGGUGGAAGAGAAGCCCCGGACUGGUAAACUCAACGUACAGAAACUGAAAGACCUUGGAGUUCAGCCAGGUCCUCUAUAUGGGAAACUAAAGAAUGGAACAGCAAUCGUUCUAGAAAAUGGAGUAACAAUUUCUCCUUCAGAUGUCUUGGAAGACCCUAUUCCUGGAAGAAAAAUUUGCAUUUUGGGGGAUUGUUCUGGGGUGGUUGGAGAUGCAGCCAUGAAGCUUUGCUGUGAAGCAGAUGUGUUGAUACAUGAAGCCACCUUGGACGAUACCCAAGAGGAAAAGGCCAGAGAGCAUGGUCACAGCACUCCAAAAAUGGCAUCAGAUUUUGCGAAAUUGUGUCAAGUUAAGAAACUGGUUUUGACUCACUUCAGUCAGCGGUAUAAACCAGCUGCUCAGAGAGGUGAGGGAGACACGGACAUCACCGAACUGAAGAGACAGGCAGAGGCAGUGUUAGAUGGUCAAGAAGUAACACUAGCUGAGGAUUUUAUGACAAUAGAAAUUCCGAUGAAAAAAUAA